AAGAAUGUAAUGCCGGCAAAUUAGGUGCCUGUAUUGCCCACAACGUCAUCGAUUUUGAUUAUUUGGAUGAAAACAACUCGACAAAAGCAUGUUGGAAAAGUCGAAUUAGAUAUGAAAUUCACAAAACUGUAGAACACUUUGUUAAUACUCGAUUAAGAAGGGCCCGCUGUUACCGUACUAAAGAGCAAUGCCAGCGGCUGUGGGGUGCAUUAACCACUCAAGCAACGAGGAGUGCGGCAUUCGGGACGUCUGGGCUCACAAUUUGGAAGAGGAAUUUAGAACAAUAAGACAAAUUGUACAGAAGUACCAUUAUGUGGCCAUGGACACGGAAUUUCCCGGCGUGGUGGCCCGACCCAUCGGCGAAUUUAAGAGCUCAGCGGAUUACCAGUACCAAAUGCUGAGAUGUAACGUCGAUUUGCUGCGGAUUAUACAACUGGGGCUCACGUUUCUAGACGACAAUGGCAAAACGCCCGGGGGCGCAUACACAACGUGGCAGUUCAAUUUUAAAUUUAAUUUACAGGAAGAUAUGUACGCCCAAGACAGCAUCGAUUUGUUAACAAAUUCCGGGAUCCAGUUCAAAAAACACGAAGACGAGGGAAUUGAACCUUUAGAUUUUGCCGAACUGCUCAUGACGUCGGGCAUCGUCCUUAUGGACAAUAUCAAAUGGCUGUCGUUUCAUUCGGGCUACGACUUCGGUUAUUUAAUAAAACUUCUAACCGACAACCAUUUGCCUCAAGACGAAAACGAGUUUUUUGAGUUGCUUAAGCUGUAUUUCCCCGCCAUUUAUGACGUAAAGUAUUUGAUGAAAUCGUGUAAAAACUUGAAAGGGGGGCUGCAAGAAGUCGCAGAACAGUUAGAUUUAGAACGAGUGGGUCCACAACAUCAAGCUGGAUCUGAUUCGCUGUUAACUGGAAUGGCGUUUUUUAAAAUGAAGGAAAUGUUUUUUGAGGAUACGAUUGAUGAUUCAAAAUUUUCGGGACAUCUGUACGGGCUGGGGACAUCGUUCGCCGUCAAUGGAACUUCCAAUAACUAUGCCUCUGAUAAUGGAGAAAAUACCAAUUCAUGAAAAUCUGUCUUAAUUUAUGUUUUAAUUGUUCACAGUGGUCACAUUUUGUGUAAAUAAGAACGCCUCUUUUUGUAUUGUUUUAUAAUUUGCCACGAGAUUACUUAAUAAGAAAAACCAUCGUUUAGUGACUGUACUGGUUUUAUUCUCCAUUAAAUAAGACUUUUCUAUUU
Molecule: messenger RNA, 1236 nt
Organism: Tribolium castaneum (red flour beetle)
Lineage: Eukaryota; Metazoa; Arthropoda; Insecta; Coleoptera; Tenebrionidae
Gene: Pop2
Product: Pop2
Exons: 5
Coding region: 188-1066 (292 amino acids)
Cellular component (GO): CCR4-NOT core complex; CCR4-NOT complex; P-body
Molecular function (GO): nucleic acid binding; poly(A)-specific ribonuclease activity
Source: RefSeq, a predicted model, not a curated record